Messenger RNA from Seminavis robusta, 1905 nucleotides. The record is from the annotation of a GenBank genome assembly. NCBI's taxonomy places the organism in Eukaryota, Bacillariophyta, Bacillariophyceae, Naviculales, Naviculaceae.
CCGUGGAACAAAUAAUUUUAUUGAAAUAGAACGUAUCGGUACAUGUACGAGUACGGUACAAAAGCGAUUAACCCCGGAACGGGUAUUUAAGUAUAAGCCAGCAAGCCUGAGCUGAAUACUCCCUAACACUACUGUAAAAUCAGCCAUGCCGGUACCGGUAACCGUUGCAGCCCGGAACAUUCCAAGCACAAUCACAAAUAAAUCAACACAGAAGGCGAUUCGAUUCAGGAACAAAAGACCGUCAUCAGACUUCGCAACGAGCCGCAACUACAGCAACUCAUUGGCACUCUCCUCUUGGUACAACCUUCUUGACAAAGAGGGUAUAACAAUGAUCAUUCGGAUACGUGGCUUCAUCACUGUGGACUAAAGAAUAUCUGCUUAUUGUUGUGCAUAGUAGUACCGUACGGUAGCAGCAAGGGAGCAACAACGCACCCAUCGAACAGCACAAACAACAAAAAGAAAACAAGAAGCCUUCAUCCGCUGGGUGUCAUUUCGGGGUUCUUUUUCAGAACGACAUAACACAAAAACAAAGAAAGAGCUAGUCUACUAGAUUUCAACAUGAAGUACUUGGAAGAUGAAAAGCUGACCAAGCUCACGUCGGAGUUGACCGAUGCGACUUUGGGUCGAUCGCGCUCGAUUCAUGGUCGCAUUGAGGCCUACAUUAUGAAGCGUGCGGGGACUGACAAGAAGUACGCUCAUGCCCUGGGAAGAAGCUUUGUGGCAGAAAUGGAGAGUGUGGAAAACCAAUUGGCGGACUACAAGGUCUUUAUGGAGAGACACAUCAAGGCCGACAAUAACAAGAAGGAAGCGACCAAGUCUCGUGGAAAGGGACGGAAACGAAGCGUGUCGGUGGGGUCUUCCGUCGAAGCUCGUCCCAAGAAGCAGCAGCGGCGUCGACGUUCCAGUAGUUACGACGACACCAUGAACAAGAUUGCUUCGGCGGCACCAGCGUCCACGGUGACAACAACGACGACAACCACCACCACAACGGCUCCAAAGCCUCUCGGCGAUUUUGGAGAAAUUGGAACCAGACGUCUCAUGACGGACUUGAUCUUGACACUCAAUGCUAGUUUCCCGGACUACGACUUUGCUAGCAUUCGUCCCAGUGACUUUGAAAAGAUCCAGGUGAACACUGCCAUCAAACGGAUCAACGAACGCUUGUCGGAACUGGCAGCGGAAAAGGGAGCCUUCCUCCAGGACAUGUGGGCAUCCAUGGACGACGUGGUGGGACUCUCCGACUGUGAUGUCUACUCGUAUGCGCCCAAGGCAAGGGACGAAGACGACGACCCUCUCAGUUUCUUGACGCAAACUUUGAUUGAAGAUGCGGUCGUUGUGGACCCUGACGAUGGUCUCAAUGACCUUCACCACGACAACAACUCGGCUCCUUCCAGUUCUUCUAGCACUGUGCUCUGGAGUUUCAAUUUCUUCUUUGUCAACAAGUCACAAAAGCGAAUCGUAUUCUUCACAUGUGUGGAGCGAAUGCGAAAUGAAGGAUCGUUGCUUCAGCAGGAAGACCUUCUUGAUGAUGAGGUCGAUUAUGUGAGAUUCCAUGGUACCGAAGCUUCUGAUGUGGAUUUUGACAUGGAUCCAUCGGCUCACAUUGCUGGUGGAAUUCCCAUUCCCAUCAUGUGAGCAUCCACAACGUCUAGGCUCGAUCGAGUACGGUACGGCUGUACUAUCUAUCUACCGUAUGCAUGGAUGGAUUACGUUUGAUUUGAAUUUGAGUUGCAUGUAUUGCAAGAGGGAGCUGUGGGGCGGGCGGGACCUGAUGAGAUGCCACGGUAGUGUUGCAUGUCGAAUGUGCCAACAGAUCAAGAAACGGGGAGAACCAACAAUAGCGGCAACGACUGCACACGAGCACACUACUCUGCAAUUUUCUAUAGAAAUCGAUUUUUACUUUUUGUC